AUGCUCAGCAACAACAACUCCGCACCGUCAACAGAACAACCGAUGAAAGCCACGAACAACUUGAGAACAGCCAUGUCUACUCUAUCACACGCAAAGAUCGUCCCGCGGCCGUCCAAAACAAGAGGAGGAGGGGACCAUGGCUGGCUGAAGACCAAACAUACCUUCUCGUUCGCGGGUUGGUACGACCCUCGAUAUACGCAAUUUGGAUCCCUCCGCGUCCUCAACGAAGACCGAGUCGAACCAGGACAAGGGUUUCCCACACACUUCCACCAAAAUGCUGAAAUCUUCAGCUACAUCUUGUCCGGCGAAUUGACACAUCGAGACUCGAUGCAAAAGAGAGGCGCUGAAAGCACAGACAAGGACAAAUUCUACCGGAUGCGGCCCGGUGACGUUCAAUUCACCACUGGAGGCCGGGGCAUCUCCCACAGCGAAUACAACGAAGACAGCCAAGGGACCAACGAGUGGACGCAUUUCUUGCAAAUAUGGGCCUUGCCUUGGAAGCGAAAUCUCCCUCCCAUCUAUCACACCAGCACAUUCUCGGCCGAGGAGAAGCGCAAAGGUUUCGUGACGAUCAUCACUCCAUUGAAAGCGGGAGUCAAUGCCACCUUGGAGGAGGAAAAGGCUGCUGUUCCUGCGAAGGAGGGCACCAUUCCAGUCCAUGCGGACCUCGUGUUUUCCGCGGGCAUCAUACCACCGGGCGAGACAUUUACCUACACUGUCGGCGGAGGAGAUGCAGUCACUUCCAAAUCCGACCGAAAAGUGUACGUCCACUUUCCUGAAACGAAGGGUGGAAAGUCCAAAAUCAGAUUGGACGGCCGAGAAAUUCUGAAUGAGGGGGACGGUGCAUAUGUGACUCAUGUCAAUGCUAACGAUGCGCUCAAGGUGGAAAGCAUCGGAGAGGCAGAAGCCGAAGUGGUCAUCAUUGAUUCGGAGUGA
Messenger RNA from Exophiala spinifera, 936 nucleotides. RefSeq lists its product as uncharacterized. The transcript has a single exon. The record is from RefSeq and is a predicted model, not a curated record. The coding region runs from base 1 to 936 and encodes 311 amino acids. NCBI's taxonomy places the organism in Eukaryota, Fungi, Ascomycota, Eurotiomycetes, Chaetothyriales, Herpotrichiellaceae.